Phascolarctos cinereus (koala) is the source of this 2860-nucleotide messenger RNA. RefSeq names its product origin recognition complex subunit 1 (gene ORC1). NCBI's taxonomy places the organism in Eukaryota, Metazoa, Chordata, Mammalia, Diprotodontia, Phascolarctidae. Gene Ontology annotation, biological process: DNA replication initiation; mitotic DNA replication checkpoint signaling. Gene Ontology annotation, cellular component: nuclear origin of replication recognition complex. Gene Ontology annotation, molecular function: chromatin binding; ATP binding; DNA replication origin binding. The record is from RefSeq and is a predicted model, not a curated record.
UUUUUUUUAUUUCAAGCUUCUUUCUAGCGCUGCGGGUGGCGAGGAGGGCGAGCAGCGCGCACGCGGGGCCGCGGAAGAAGCGAGGGGGAUCAAAAGCCAUGAAGAAGCACUACUUCACAAGGCUUAAGGCCAAACGAAGUUAUUCAUGGCUUGACUGUGAAUUCUAUGACAGGAAACUUCACCACAAUCUCUACAAAAGUAUCUGUGUGACAUCUCCAAGCAGCAACAUCAAAGUCCAAAUCAAUCUAGGGGACUUUGUGUUAGUUGAGGGACAUGACGAUGACAAUCCAUAUAUCGCCAAGCUGAUCAAGCUCUCCAGGGAUGUCUCGGUAGAGUCUGAGCCUAACUCACACGCCGUGGUCCAGUGGUUCAUUCGCUUGAGCGAGAUCCCCGUUGGCAAGCGCAAGCUGCUUGGCCGAGAGGCUGCCAAACAGGAGAUCUUCUGGUACGAUGACCCUCCAAGGGACAUUAGAGUCGAAAGCAUCCUCGGCCCAGUUCAGGUGGUGGCUCUGGCCCCAGAGGAGGCAGUACCGAAGGGGCAGAAAGAUGAACAGACAUUCUAUGUCAAACUCUCCUGGGACAACAAGAGCUUUCGACCGCUGGCCCCAAAGCUGCUUGCUGAGAUGAGGAAGUCACAUGAGAUGAGCCCCUGGCGCAACGCCUCUCCCAGGGUGGUGGGGGCCAGGCCCAGGAACACUGCUGAGCGGGGCAUUGGACGCAUAGAGUCCCGGCAUUCCAUUUCCAAGUCCUGUCCCUCCCAGGAGAUACGCGCUAGCCGAACCUCCCGUUCCUCCACCCCUCCCCGGGCCAGAAAGCGGCUGGAUCUGGGAAGUCCCCAGAGGACGCCCUGCAGAUCUCCCCACACCAAGCUCAAGCUGGCCCAGCCCACACCUGCCAACAGUCCCUGUAACUCUUCAGGACCUACUAAACGGAGGGUGGCCUUGCCUGAGACCCCUUCACCUUGUAAGAGAGCUCGGGCCAGUGCCAGUACUCAAGCCCUUACUGCAGCUCAGAGAGAAGCCAGGUUUAGUAAGAUGAGACUCGCUCCUUUCGAAGCGGUUGUGGAGACCAGCCCUUCCAUGACACUAAGGCCCAAGCUCAGCCAGCCCAGGGUGGCCGGAAGGACAGAUUCAGAGGAGGACCAGGGUGAGAGCCCACAGAGCCGCAGGACGCAGCCGCUCAGGUCUGUGAGAAAGACCAAGAAGACUUUAAGAAGUUUAGGUAGCAAGAGAUGUGACUCAGAAGGCGAAGAUGAGUACUCACCAGGAGAAGAAAGCUCUGGCUCUGACUGCAGCAGCAUUGAGAAAGAAGAGACGGCCACACCCCGACACCGCCAGAGAAGGCGGAGAGCUGCGGUCAUUGCCCAGCACUCUGCCAGAAAGUCUUCCAUACGGACCACCCCUUCUAAGCCACGUUCUAAGACUCCUUCCAAGACACGUUCUAAGACUCCUUCCAAGACUCCUUCCAAGACCCCUUCCAAGACACGUUCUAAGACUCCUUCCAAGACCCCCCAAAAAACAUCUGAGCUCAGGCCCCCCCAGAUCCGCAGGCGCAGACAGGCUGCCCAGAAACCCACAAACACACUUGAAGAGGCCCGGAUGAGGCUGCAUGUCUCUUUUGUGCCCGAGUCUCUGCCGUGCAGGGAGCAGGAGUUCCAAGAUGUCUACAGUUUUGUGGAAAGCAAACUUCUUGACCGGACGGGAGGGUGCAUGUACAUCUCUGGGGUCCCUGGCACAGGGAAGACAGCCGUCGUGCAUGAGGCGGUGCGUUCCCUGCAGCAGGCCGCCCAGGCAGAGGAGCUGCCCCCCUUCCAGUACGUCGAGGUCAACGGCAUGAAGCUGACAGAGCCCCAUCAGGCCUACGUGCAGAUCCUGCAGAAGCUGACAGGUCAGAAGGCCACCACCAGCCAUGCUGCAGAGCUGCUGCAGAGGCACUUCAGCCAGCCUGCCCCUGGCCAGGAGACCACGGUGCUGCUGAUGGAUGAGCUCGACCUCCUGUGGACCCCGAAACAGGACGUGCUAUACAACCUGUUUGACUGGCCUACUCAUGGCGGCAGCCAGCUCGUCGUCCUGGCCAUCGCCAACACCAUGGACCUGCCCGAGAGGAUGAUGAUGGGCAGAGUGGCCAGCCGCCUGGGCCUCACCAGGAUGUCCUUCCAGCCUUACACCUAUAAGCAGCUGCAGGAGAUCAUCGUGUCCCGCCUGGAAGGGGUGAAGGCCUUCGAAGACGAUGCCAUCCAACUGGUGUCCAGGAAGGUGGCGGCCCUGUCUGGUGAUGCCCGGCGCUGCCUGGACAUCUGCAGGCGAGCCACAGAGAUCUGUGAGUUCUCCGGUCAGAAGCCAGAUUCCUCAGGCCCGGUCAAGGUGGCCCAUGUCCUGGAAGCUGCGGAAGAAAUGUUUUCAUCCUCUUACAUAAUGGCCAUCCGGAAUGCCUCCAUCCUGGAGCAGGGUUUCCUGAGAGCCAUCCUGGCAGAAUUCCAUCGGUCAGGCCUCGAAGAAGCAACACUUCAGCAGGUCUACCGCCAGCACUUGGCUUUGUGCAGAAUCGAGGGUCUGCCGCACCCCACGGUGUCCGAGACAAUGGCUGUGUGCUCCCGCCUGGGCUCCUGCCGCCUUCUGCUGGUAGAAGCCAGUAGAAAUGAUCUGUUACUGCGAGUGCGCCUGAAUGUGAGCCGGGAUGAUGUCCUCUACGCGCUGAAGGAAGAGUGAUGAGGAAGCCAGGAGAAACACCUAACUUAUCACAGAUUGUUAUUUCUAAAUUAGUUCUUUUUUUUGAGCAAGGAGGACAUUUUCAUACUGAAUGGAAAUAGUUUUAUCAUGUAUUUAAAAUUUUACAUUAAAUAUUUUGCUUUUUUCUAACA